Messenger RNA from Peromyscus maniculatus bairdii (prairie deer mouse), 3575 nucleotides. Lineage: Eukaryota; Metazoa; Chordata; Mammalia; Rodentia; Cricetidae. The record is from RefSeq and is a predicted model, not a curated record.
CCGCACCCUCCCUGGAUCGACAUGAAAGUGAUUAACUCUACAGCUACUCACUAAAAACACAACGACCGUGUAGAUUUAAAAGUCGGUCCUGUCACACGCGCCAUCAAACAGUGUAUCCACCCACAGCUAAAUCAACCCAUCGCUUCAACUCUUCCGCCCAUAACUCGGCUCCCUGUGUGGCGCUCUCGGCAAUGCUAGAUUUCUUAGGUACAUCGAGGUCUUGCCAGAGCCUUGAUGUACUCUGGGACAGUACUGUCUACGCCGGGAGCAAGGAUUAAGCUGGAUACUACGAAACCCGGACACACGACCAUACCAUGUUGGCGGGAGCGAUAUCGGCACAGAAAGAAAGAGGCAGGGCCAGCAACGGAAGUUUAUAGGAGGUGCCUGAGUGCACUUCCUCGGAGCCGUGGGAGACAGCUACCAUAGAGUCUGUAAGGAUCCCGGCGCAGCGCCCUCCGAUGGCUGGGAUGAUUUAUCUUAGCCGCGGACAAGAGCUUCAGCCGAGGCUCCGCCUAGUCUGUGGACUCUCCACUUCCUCCCGCCCAGCGCCCCGCAACUUCUUGACUCCAUCCCUUUUGGCGGACAUUGCAAUUUAGCAGCUUAAGCGACGAAAGCAAUGCUCUUCCCAGACUCCGAUCUGCCGUGUUGAAGCAGAAUAGGGACCAGGAUCAAGUGGAGGGGUCUUCCCAGCCUAACAUUCUCGUUCUGUUUCAAGGAGACUGAAAUGAUCUUUCACCGCAAACUGUGGCUCAAGAAAGCCCUGGGCGGGGAGCCAAUUGCUUUAGUUUAUUUAAUGUCUGUUCUGUUUCAAACACUGUUGUAGGAGCAAGACAUAGUAAUUGAUUAUGCUCAUCACUGUCCAAUUCCAGGCUAAGUACUUUGAAGAAAAAGAACAAUGCAAGCAAUACCCUUUUAGCCGAGGAAGUAAAUUGGCUGCUCUUAGUUCUGAAAACUGACAGUGAAUUUAUCUGGCUUCUGAAAUAGUUGGACCAACCAAGAAUACCUCAGCACUUCACUUCCCUGAACACUUGGCAGAAGACAUGUAUGAAGUUUCAAGAUAGUUCAACAGAGAAAGGCUGACGGGAGCUGAGGGUGUUUUUUUUUGCAUGUUUUAUGGUUUUUUUUUUUGUUUUUUUUUUUUUAAGUUACGACUGCAGCACACAAGCGAGCUCCAAGAGAGGAAGCCAUGGCUGCAGUCAUCCUGGAGAGCAUCUUUCUGAAGCGCUCGCAACAGAAAAAGAAAACAUCACCUUUGAACUUUAAGAAGCGCCUGUUUCUCUUGACUGUGCAAAAACUUUCCUACUAUGAGUAUGACUUUGAACGUGGGAGAAGAGGCAGCAAGAAAGGUUCAAUAGAUGUUGAGAAGAUCACCUGCGUUGAAACAGUAGUUCCUGAAAAAAAUCCUCCACCAGAAAGACAGAUUCCGAGGAGGGGUGAGGAGUCCGGUGAGAUGGAACAGAUUUCAAUCAUUGAAAGGUUCCCGUACCCGUUCCAGGUUGUAUAUGAUGAAGGACCGCUUUACGUUUUCUCCCCAACUGAAGAACUGAGAAAGCGUUGGAUUCACCAGCUCAAAAAUGUAAUCCGGUACAACAGUGACCUGGUACAGAAAUACCACCCUUGCUUCUGGAUCGAUGGACAGUAUCUCUGCUGCUCUCAGACAGCCAAAAAUGCUAUGGGCUGCCAAAUUUUGGAGAACAGGAAUGGAAGCUUAAAACCUGGGAGUUCUCAUCGAAAAACCAAAAAGCCUCUUCCCCCUACCCCAGAGGAAGAUCAGAUCUUGAAAAAACCACUCCCCCCUGAGCCAACAGCAGCACCAGGCUCCACGAAUGAGCUGAAAAAGGUUGUGGCCCUUUAUGAUUAUAUGCCAAUGAAUGCAAAUGACUUACAAUUGCGAAAGGGCGAGGAGUACUUCAUCCUGGAGGAAAGCAACCUACCGUGGUGGCGAGCACGAGAUAAAAACGGACAGGAAGGUUACAUCCCCAGUAAUUAUGUCACGGAAGCAGAAGACUCCAUAGAGAUGUACGAGUGGUAUUCCAAGCACAUGACUCGGAGUCAAGCUGAGCAACUGCUAAAGGAAGAGGGAAAAGAAGGCGGUUUCAUUGUCAGAGACUCCAGCAAAGCCGGAAAAUACACUGUGUCUGUAUUUGCCAAAUCUACAGGGGACCCUCAAGGGGUGAUACGCCAUUACGUUGUGUGUUCCACACCGCAGAGCCAGUAUUACCUGGCCGAGAAACACCUUUUCAGCACCAUCCCUGAACUCAUUAACUACCAUCAACAUAACUCUGCAGGACUCAUAUCCAGGCUGAAAUAUCCUGUGUCUAAACAAAACAAAAAUGCACCUUCCACUGCAGGCCUGGGCUAUGGAUCAUGGGAAAUUGAUCCAAAGGACCUGACCUUCUUGAAGGAGCUUGGAACUGGACAAUUUGGUGUAGUGAAAUAUGGGAAAUGGAGGGGCCAAUACGAUGUGGCCAUCAAGAUGAUCAGAGAAGGCUCCAUGUCUGAGGAUGAAUUCAUUGAAGAAGCCAAAGUCAUGAUGAAUCUUUCCCAUGAGAAGCUGGUGCAGUUGUAUGGAGUCUGCACCAAACAGCGCCCCAUCUUCAUCAUCACUGAGUACAUGGCUAACGGUUGUCUUUUGAACUACCUGAGGGAGAUGCGCCACCGCUUCCAGACUCAGCAGCUGCUGGAGAUGUGCAAAGAUGUCUGUGAAGCAAUGGAGUACUUGGAGUCGAAGCAGUUCCUUCACCGAGACCUGGCAGCUCGAAACUGCUUGGUAAACGAUCAAGGAGUUGUGAAAGUGUCCGACUUCGGCCUGUCGAGGUAUGUCCUGGAUGAUGAAUACACCAGCUCGGUAGGCUCCAAAUUCCCAGUCCGAUGGUCUCCACCGGAAGUGCUUAUGUACAGCAAGUUCAGCAGCAAAUCUGACAUUUGGGCUUUUGGGGUUUUAAUGUGGGAAAUUUACUCCCUGGGGAAGAUGCCAUAUGAGAGAUUUACUAACAGUGAGACGGCAGAACACAUUGCUCAAGGCUUGCGUCUCUACAGGCCUCAUCUGGCAUCAGAGAGGGUGUACACCAUCAUGUACAGCUGCUGGCAUGAGAAAGCAGAUGAACGUCCUAGUUUCAAAAUUCUCUUGAGUAACAUUCUAGAUGUCAUGGAUGAAGAAUCCUGAACUGGCUGAUAAGCUUCGUGGACCUACUCCUCUCUCCUACACGUCCUAAUUCCACUUUUUCUGAGGGCUCCCAGGCUCACGGGCUCUGUAGCCUUCCAUGCUCCUACUGAAUACAUAAAGGCCCCUGUAUAUCGAGGAAUGCCUUUCUUCUUUCAGUCCCCGGCAUAAUGCUUCUGAGAAAAAGCCGAGGAAUUUCUGUGCCUGGUAUUGCCCGUAACUUCAAGACUCCUAACAGACUGAAUUUGGGAUGGGAACAUUUUGGGGGAGGGAAAGAUGAAAUUAGCUCCACUAGAUGUCUAACAGCUUGUUGGGUAAGUGUUAAGAGUGUGGGGGCAGGACAGACUGAAAUGGUGCCAUUAGAAUGGGAGGGAUGGAUUGUUUUGAUAAAAAUAAAAUUAUUGGAAAGAGU